Messenger RNA from Coccinella septempunctata (seven-spotted ladybird), 2437 nucleotides. RefSeq lists its product as uncharacterized. Gene Ontology annotation, molecular function: structural constituent of chitin-based larval cuticle. The record is from RefSeq and is a predicted model, not a curated record. Bases 16 to 2052 code for a protein of 678 amino acids. Gene Ontology annotation, cellular component: chitin-based extracellular matrix. The transcript is spliced from 2 exons. Lineage: Eukaryota; Metazoa; Arthropoda; Insecta; Coleoptera; Coccinellidae.
UCAUGUAUUGGCAUAAUGUUUAUUGCUAAGAUUAACGUUUGGACCCUGAUAUUUCUUUGUAUCGGAAAAGCAACAAGUACAGAAACCGAGGCAAAAGAAGAUCUGGUCCAAUCGGAAUCCAAAGAUGGAACCCUAGAAAUCAUAAAGCAAAUCAAAAAGGUAAACAACGACGGUUCUUACACAGUUGGAUACGAAGCAGAUGAUGGUUCGUUCAAAAUCGAAAGUAGAGACGUAUUGGGGAACAUAAAAGGUACUUAUGGUUACAUAGACGACUCUGGCAAGAUCAAAAGGGUAUCUUACAGUUCAACUAACUCCACAGACAUCGUACAUCACGUUGAAGGUGACAGUGUUGUUCAGAGGAUCCCAAAACUGAACAGAACCUUCGUGUCUUCUACGACAAAUCGUCCGUAUCAUUCUACAACAGCUUCGAGCAUACAGAACCUAGUUAAGAAAAAACAUGGCUCAAGUAGCACUACUGCCAGCAAUAUCGACGAAGAUUCUGCCGUUAAAAGUACAACAAAGACUCAUCUGGUCUAUGCGACGACACCACGUAGUCGAUUCUUGUUGAAAUCCGCUGAAGACUCCCAACAAGGCAAGCACGAAGGUCAAUUGCCUCGACCAGAAGAGUUGGAUCGUCCAACAGAGCUUCCACUGUUUCGAAGGCUGUCGGCUAACCAUCCCGCAACAGAAAUCAAACCAGUUACCGAAGAGCCUGAGUUGAAGAGUAAUAUUCUCCGAAGGCAAUUACCGAGAGAAAAUGAUUUUGAUCCUCACCAACAUGUUCAUACCCUUCAACAGUCUCUAGGCAGCGAUUCUCCUGAUGUUUAUAGCGCCUCAAUGACAACUGGAACUCCAAGACCACUUUUCACGACAACUUAUCGUCCAAUCAGGCUUUCGACCACUGCAGUACCUAUCCGAAGAGCUACUGUUAGAUACCCGAAAAAUCUGCAAUCAUCUGCUCAACAUAAGGAAGAAACUACACCAUCCAAAGAGGAAGAAGAAUCUGAUGAACCGUCUUCAGUUUCCGAAACAACCCCCUCUAGCAUUCCAGUAGUCCAAAUACCAGCAAAUAGGCCACAACCCGAAACAUUAGUGGCGAUAAGACAUCCUUAUCAAAGAAAUACUGUCUUAGUUCCACUGAGUCAGUUGCAGAGAAGGCUGGUUCCCUUUGCUUCUCCUCGAGACAUCAACGAUAAUAUCCAAGGAUACGUACCUCAAUUAGAGCAGUAUGCUGGUGAACCUACUUCGAAUCCUUCAUAUAACCAAGAAGCUCCUCGAUCAGAAUAUGCCAGAAGAAUACCACCUCCACUAAGACCAAUGCCAGUUCAAAUUGACGAGAAUGGGUAUGUUAGAGAGUACCCACAACAAUCCUUCCAACAGAAAUAUGUAGCUGUUCCAGUUUCCGUUCCCCAAAAGUAUGAGCAGGAAGUUUCCUCAAAUACCAUCGAGAAUAUCCAACCCCCUGUUAGCAUAAGAGAUUUCCAGAUCAUUCUCCAACAGCUGGAGCUAAGACAGAAGAGGCUAGAGCGUAUCCACGAACUCACUGAUCCCAGACGAAAUGUGGACUACCAACAAAAGAGAAAUUUCGAGCCCAAUCAAUUUUACCAUCGUUUUGCUCAAAAUAAUCCUUCCAACACUAUUCAGUUUAUUCCAAAUCCAGAUGCACAAAGAAGAAGACAAUACCAGUCGAUUAGCACAAGACAAUUUGCCUAUCAACACCCGCAGAAUCAAUAUGAAGAUGAGCAGUUUGCUCAGUCCUAUGUACCAACGAAAAGGGUUGCAAGACUCUUGAAAAAUUCAGGAGAUGAGGGAAGUGGUGAGGAAUACCUCCCAGCAGAUGUGAGAGAAAUGCUUCUAUUGAAAAUGCUUCAACUUGCUAUCAAUCCGGCAUUGCCGAAUGAUAACGAAGAGUCAGAAACAACCACUUCCAAUUAUUUCAAGAAAGAUCCAUCGAGAAAUGUAGAAAUUUUGGGAGAGGAACAGGAACCAUCGAGAAGGCCCUCUAGAGUGAAGAGAUUCAAGGAAACGGAAGAUCUAGAAUACACUGAUUGAAAUGAACUGAAUGGAGAACAGAUAAAUGUUAUUUUUAUAUAUUUUUGUAUGUAUAUAUGUUUUAUAUUUUUUAUUUAUUUCUCUCAAUAUCUUAUUGGGAUUAUGCCUUGAACUUUCUAGGGAUUCAAAUUGUGUUUGUCCUCCAAAUUUUUAGAUUUUUCGUGUAUUGUCAUCAGAUGAGAUGAAAGUGAAAAUUUUUCAUCUAACAAUCCACACAGUGUUAUUCAAUACGAAUGAGAAACGCCACAUUUUCACUGCGUAUUGUUCUUUCAAGUUGCAUAAUAGAGAAUUGCUGUCUACCAAAGAUGUGAACUGAAUUUGUGAGAAUUCUGUUCUUGUCGUUUCCUAACGAGAAGAAUCGUCUAUUUUAAUAAUAAAACAAUUA